Messenger RNA from Pollicipes pollicipes, 448 nucleotides. RefSeq lists its product as uncharacterized. Gene Ontology annotation, biological process: mitochondrial respiratory chain complex I assembly. Gene Ontology annotation, cellular component: mitochondrion. Lineage: Eukaryota; Metazoa; Arthropoda; Thecostraca; Pollicipedomorpha; Pollicipedidae. The record is from RefSeq and is a predicted model, not a curated record.
CCUGUUCCUGCGGUAUGGCACCGCGGGCCUGGCCACGAUGGCUGCGGCCUGUGGGAUGGUGGUGACCUCUCACUACCGCUCUGUGCUGAAGCUCCGCUCCAUCGGACUCAUCGCCGGACACAUGCCGAUCAUGGCCAUCGCAGCAUGCAACGCUGGUCUGCUGCACCAAUUACUGGUGAGCCGGGACAUCCUGCUGUUCGAGACCACCUGUCCGGCGUGCGUCAACAUGCGAGCGACAGCCAUCCAGCUGGGCGCCGCUGUGGCACUGCCCGUCGCCAUGGCGUCCAUCUCGAGCUUCCACCUGGCGGAGCGCAAGCUCACGUACCCUCUGCCCCGGCUGGCGGACGACCCGCGCAACUGGCUGGCCACCUGGCGGCGGCUCGAGUUCUUCACGAUGCUGGACAAGGUGCACCAGGAGGAGCGCUGGCGGGAGCUGAGCGCUGGGUAA